AUGAAACCCAGCGGUGGAGGUGACGAAUAUGAAGAGCCGGAGCACUUACGCAAGCUAUUCAUUGGGGGCCUUGACUAUAGGACUAAUGAUUCGUCACUAAAAGAGUUUUAUGAGCAAUGGGGGGAAAUAGUGGAUGUAGUAGUUAUGAAAGAUCCUCAGACGAAAAGAUCAAGGGGUUUUGGAUUCAUCACAUAUUCAAGAGCACAUAUGGUAGAUGAUGCUCAGAAAAAUAGACCACACAAAAUAGAUGGAAGAGUGGUGGAGCCUAAACGGGCAGUGCCCAGGGAAGAAAUCAAACGACCAGAUGCUGCUGCUACAGUUAAGAAGCUGUUUGUCGGUGGGCUGAAACAGGAAAUAGAAGAGGAUGACUUAAAACAAUACUUUAGCGCAUAUGGCGAUGUCGUAUCAGUAAGCUUAGUGACUGACAAAGGAACAGGGAAUAAAAGGGGCUUUGGAUUUGUUGAAUUUGACGACUAUGAUCCAGUUGAUAGAAUAUGUUUGCAACUAAACCACAAAGUCAAAGGCCAUCGAUUGGAUGUGAAGAAAGCUUUACCAAAGUCUGAGAUGGGAGGCGGAGGUGGCGGUGGUGGCGGCGGCGGCGGUGGUGGUGGUGGAAGAGGAGGCGGGGGUCGACGUGGGGGCCGCGGGGAUGGCGGCAGUGGAGGCGGAUGGGGAAACAGACAAAGCCAGGACUGGGGCAACUCAGAUGGUGGUGGAUACAACUCAGGAUAUGGACAAGGAGGAUGGGGAAAUCAAAAUCCUUGGGAUUCUAACAACUCUGGAGGAAACUGGAGUAACCAAGGGUAUGGAGACCAAGGAGGAUGGAAUCAGUCUUCAAAUAACUUUGGCUCUUCAUACCAGCAAGGAUACGGUGGCGGGCCUAUGAGGCCUAAUUACAAUACAACACGGGCUCAACCAUAUAAUAAUUCAGGUGGCGGAGGCGGAGGUUACCCUGGAGGUAAUGGAGGCGGCAAUAGCGGUGGUGGGGGCGGUGGACUGGGACUGUCCUCUUGUCUCAAGUUGCGCUUAGUUGAAGCUAGGCAGGCAGACGAUAUAGUAGAGACGAGGUAG
This is a messenger RNA of Arctia plantaginis, 1071 nucleotides long. The record is from the annotation of a GenBank genome assembly. Lineage: Eukaryota; Metazoa; Arthropoda; Insecta; Lepidoptera; Erebidae.